Molecule: messenger RNA, 357 nt
Organism: Symbiodinium sp. CCMP2592
Lineage: Eukaryota; Dinophyceae; Suessiales; Symbiodiniaceae
Source: the annotation of a GenBank genome assembly
GACUACUACGGCUUCGGCUCGCGCAGCGCGCGUUGGACCAUCAACCUGCUCAUAGGUGUGGUCUUCGGGACCCUGAACCCAACCAUCCCGAUCCUGGCCCUGGUCAACUUCCUCAUCUGCCGCACUGUGUAUGGGUAUCUCAUCGUUGCAGCAGAGACCAAGAAGCCAGACUUGGGAGGGAACUUUUGGGUCAAAAACCUGAACCAUGUGCUGCAAGGGGCCAUUCUGUACACAAUCCUCAUGACCGGCAUUCUGUUGGAACGGGCCCCGAAUUUCAUUCCUGGCGCUGUCAGCGUUACCUGCCUGCUGUACCUCGCGCGAUCGUACUGGUACUUCGAGAAGCAUUACCGCUGGCAG